CCUUCCCCAACCCCCUCCCACUGCCCCUCUCUCUGCAGGCCCUGAGUACCAGAAGCGGAGGCUGCUGCAGGAGAUCAUGGAGAACGCAGAGCAUGCCGUCAACAUGGAGGAAGCGAUGCCCCCUCAGCCCAAGGGCGCCCCUCCGCCCCCAACGCCCCCUGAGAGCCCCCAGCUGCACGAGCAGGACGAGGCCCCCCGCCGCCGCAGCCCAGCCCCCAGUCCCGCCGCCACUCCUCCGGAGGCCAAGCGGGCCAAAGCCCAGCAGGAUGGAGCUCCACGGCCUGGCAGCUGGGCCGGGCCGGGCAGCGGCGGGGCCUCUGAUGGCGAAGGCCGUCCAGCCUCACGUGGAGCAGCAGCACGACCGGCCGAGCAGAUGGAGAUCAGGCCGCUGCAGCGCAUGGCGCGCGAGCCCGACGUCGAGCACUACAAGGGCUACCACAGCUACCCCGUCAGGACCUCCCCGGUCUCCCCCGCUGCGGACUAUGAGGAGGAGCCACUCUCUGAGCGUGGGCUGCCAUCCCCGGAGCCCCAGGGAGAGCCUCGGAGGCGCGGGGGCACCCCGGUGCAGACUCAGGAGCCUGCAGAGAGGCACGCGCCCCAGGCGGAGGCCAAGGCGGAGGCCAAGGCGGAGCAGCCACAACCCAAGGAGCUCAAGCAGCCCAGGCGGCGGCCCAGCCCCGAGCGCAAGGCAGUGAGCAGGAGCGAGCCCGCUGAUGACAGAAAGACUGAGGGCCGGGCGCCGGGCCGGACGGAGCAGAAGGCGGGGGCCAAGCGAAGCCCAGCCCCGGUGGUGGCGGUGGCAGCAGUGCAGGAUGCGGAGGAGGGUGACGAGGGACCUAACACAAUUGUGAUCUGUAUGGUCAUCUUACUGAACAUUGGUCUAGCCAUCCUAUUUGUACAUUUCUUGACAUGAGGUCCCCCUCGGACAAGGCAUUGCUGCUCACUGAGACCAUGGACCUUGGUGGGGAUUAAAUCUCAGUCACCUGGAAACACCUAUGAGAAGGACUUGAGAUCCCAAGGUUGCACUGCAAACAUGAACCUUAAGUAAAAGUACCUGAAGAUCCUCCGUUCGGUCUCCCUGCUCCCAGGCUGUGGCCAAGAAAAAGUCAGAAUUUCUACAACUUAACCUCCUUCUCUUCUUUGUAUAAAGUAGCAGUUGCCUUAAAUUAUUCUCACCAAAGCCAUCAACUGCCCUGUCGUGCCAAGGAUGAGAAAUUUAUCUUUAGCUAUAGGAAAAUGAGUGAGAAGGUCUCAUCCACACACUCAUGUGUUUUGUAAUUCUCUUGGUUGACUUGAUGUUGGAGAUUUCCCAAAGAAUAUCAUCCAUGGCCUGAAAAUGCAACAAUGUGCAACAACCAAAAUGACACCUGAGAGCCGUGCCUCGGCUAGGGCUGGACAGCAUCUCCCUCCAUGCUUGUGUGUCAUCCAAAGGGACAAGCAAAAAGUCUUUCCUUUCCCAUCAUCUGGAGGCGUUUUCCAUGUAUGGAGGACUGAGAAGGGGAGCAUGUUGACAUUGGGCUUGGUGAAGUGUGACCUGCCCACGCCUGCCAAUGAGCCGCGGUUGGGGCUGCGGGGUGGGGUGUGAGGGGCUGGCUGGGGCGAGGCUGCUGGUGUGCCCAGGGGUGCUGCGGGUGCAGACGGUGCUCAUUUCUGGACUGGGCACCAUCCGAGCUCUCUCCUGCCAUCAGCAAUGCUCUGUGUGAAAGCGUCUUGCAGCGGGUGACUUCCCACUGUAACGGGAAAGGAAAUCAAUGUGCAGAAUUUGCCCCUUUACCCUUUUUUUUCCCCUAUGAAAAUGGUGCGAGUUACCAUUAAAAGGAGGUCCUUACUGAACAAUACCCCUGUAUACCCACAGGUUCUUCCUCCUCGUAGCGCUGAGCUGUGAGGGGGCUCCAGUGCUGCUUUUUAACUGAAAUAGAGUGGGCAGCCUUUCCUAGCAGAGCGUGCAGGGUGGCUGUCAUGGGAGAGGUGAAGUUAUUCCUGAAAGGAGAAAGGUGCGGAGAUCCGAGUGACUCCAGUGUGUUUGGGUAUUGGGCUCAGAACUAUGCAGCAGCCAGCCUUUCAGCAAUGGUACAGCACAGAGGGGCAAUAGAGCUGUUGUUCUUGUGUGCCAGGCUUACAGGCCCAGACAGUUUGCACCAAUUCUUCCCAAAGCUGCGAUAGAGAGUGACCUUUGGAAGGAGAUGUUGCCACUGUGAUCUGCUCUGAUCCUUAGCAGUGCGAGCUUAGAAAGUCGGCACAGAUGAAGUUACAGUUUAGUGUGAGGCUGAGUGCUUGGACAUGUUUCUUCCUUCUUUUAAGAGCAAUAUGUGUUUUGUAUCUAUUUUUAAGUUAAUCGGAAAUGUUAUUUAUAGUCGGUUGUGCACCUCUGUGUAUUCUGAAGUCUCACAGCAUAGGACUGGGUGGGAAAACCUGAGGGACUGGAAAGAACGUGGAAAUGAUGGUUGAGGGGAAAAAACAGAUGGUCAAUCUGCUCCAAAGGUCAGUCUGAAAGGAUUUCAGAAGCAAAUGGCAGACAGACAGGAGUUUACACUGACUGGAGACACAGGGCAAAACCUGCCUAAUUUAUGUACUCUAAUUAUGAUAUAAGAGAGUGAGAAUAAUUCAGUACUUUUCUUUGUGAACCAAGUUUAUUUUUUAACCUUAUUCAGCUCAGGAACGUUGCCACAGUAGCAAGUACAUGGUGUUCACUGUGGGAGAAGUGAAUGUGAUCCCUUCCUAAAAGCUAUGUGGCUGUACCAGUCCUGAGAAAGCUGUGCAGCACCAUCAGCACUUCCACAGAGCAUAGUUUAGCAGCAAUUUGCUUCUUUCUUUCUUUCUUUUUUUUUCUUUUCUGAAAUAUAAAUGUAUUGCAAACCCCAGGCUCUGCUGCCUUUGGUAUUUUAUCCUUGUCCAUCCUCUCAAUAUGUCAGCUGCUUUUAUUAGCUACCAAGACAAUUUCCGUCGAGAGACCUGAGGGGCUUUUAUUUAUCACUAAGCACAAAGGGUCCUUUUUCAACAAUGUUAAGAUUACCCCCUCGCUCCCGCUCCAAUUUUUUAUGCAUGUGAUGUGCACACGGUAAUGUGCUUUCCUCCUAUUAACAUUCUGAGAACAGUAGGUAGAUUUGCUUUAAUGUGACGUACAGAUAUAUCCGUAUUGCACUGAGAUAUGGAUAUAUAUAUAUAUAUAUACACACACAGCCCCUUAGGGAUUUCGUUUUCUUAGAUGCAAAAUAACAGAUUUACCUCAAUUUGCGUGCUUUCAAAACUGAAUAGGAUAUUGUGUUAUACUUUUCAGGUCUUACGAAGAUGCAGAUAUGUUUCACUCUUCACACAAAAAUACCUUCAUCACAGAUUUUGCAAGCUGUGUACUACAAUCCGUGUACUGCUGUCCGGAGUUUUCUGUCAGUUGUUCUGCUGGAUUAUGUGCAAUAAUAAACAGUUAUCUGCUCACUGUA
Messenger RNA from Meleagris gallopavo (turkey), 3437 nucleotides. It is a transcript of the gene JPH2, whose product is annotated as junctophilin 2. Gene Ontology annotation, cellular component: plasma membrane; endoplasmic reticulum membrane; junctional membrane complex. NCBI's taxonomy places the organism in Eukaryota, Metazoa, Chordata, Aves, Galliformes, Phasianidae. The record is from RefSeq and is a predicted model, not a curated record.